This is a messenger RNA of Pecten maximus, 2250 nucleotides long. RefSeq lists its product as uncharacterized. The transcript is spliced from 5 exons. The record is from RefSeq and is a predicted model, not a curated record. The coding region runs from base 402 to 2066 and encodes 554 amino acids. NCBI's taxonomy places the organism in Eukaryota, Metazoa, Mollusca, Bivalvia, Pectinida, Pectinidae.
UGAGGUCAUCCACUGACCUCUGUCCGCAUGCUGACAAUAUAUGUACAUAAAUAAUUCACUGUGGCGUAUCGCACCUGAUGUUACCUGAAACAAAUUAACCUUAAAUUAGUUCAAUUGAAUAUAUGAUGCACUAAAUCGAUCACCAGAUAAUAUAAUACGAAGAGAAACACAGGGACAUAUUUGUCGAUUGUUACGUUAGGUCCGGAAAACUGUAUUUCCACUACUGGUUUCUAAUUAUCUGUAGCAUGUGGACGCUUCCUGAUAUACCGGCAUUGUCAACAAGACGGACAUCGAUAACGCGCUAGCAUCAAAGUGCACAUCCGUUUAUGUUCGAGGCUUUAUUGGACCAUUCUGGAUAAUUUGAUAGCCACAAUACAAGGGAAAACAAGAAAACAACCAAGAUGGCUUACAGACUUAUUUUGUCUAUGUUUGUUGCCGGCCUAUCUCUUCUUGUAGCUACAGAUGCCCAAAUUCCUAUUGGCCCGAUAGAGGAAAUAUCACCAUUAGAAUUCGGACGAAUGAUGACAGGACGAAUUCCAACACAACCCGCACGUGGUCUGGGCAUACGUCCAUUAAACAGGGUUCCGUUUGUAAGACAGGGCUUAAUACCAAGACAGGCUCCGAUGCAAGCUCGAUUUAAUGCAGGAAUUCCAGCUGUGUUUCCAAAUAUGUUCAACAGGAAUGCUUUGCAAAGAGGUCGAAUUCCCAGUAACCAAGUCGGUAUGAUUGCUCCUGGAAUGCAGAUAGUUCCAUUAGGAAAUACUGUAAGAUCACUGAGACAACAACAGCUACAACAAGAGGCAAUGAGGCGUUCACAAAUAGCUCAACGCUUUCGACCUUUCGUAAACGCAACCCCACCGAGAUUUGGAAUAGCAACAGUUCAACAAGCGUCUAUCAUACAACAAAACAGGGCACAGCCAGGUAUUCAACAAGCUGUACAAGUUGAUUUGAGUAACUUCCCAAAUUUUGGAACUACCAACGGCAAUGUAAUUGGUAAUCAGCUUAUCAAUCAACUGGUGUCCUUUCAACAAGUUUCUGCUAACGGUCUGGGACAAAAUUCAGUGAUUAUCCCACAACAACCGGCACUACAAGUAGCACCACAAGUGGCACCACAAGUGACACCACAAGUGACGCCACAAAUGAUGCCACAAGUGAUGCAACAAGUGAUGCCACAAGUGAUGCCACAAGUAAUGCCAGCACUAUUGCCUGCCGAUCAGCAAUUGUUAAGCAAUUUGCUUAACCAACCUAAUGGCCAGCAGCCUCGCGGACAAUUUUUCGCAGUUCAAAGUUCAAGGCCUACACAAAACCUUCAACCAGUGGCGGGAAACAGUGGUGUAGUACAACAAUUUUCGAAUAACUUACCUAGUCAACAACCCGCCUUAACAUCAGCACAAGGACUUAAUACGGCAGCAAGAAAUGCUGUUCCGCUUCCUACAACGUCUUCAGGAAUGAACCAACCGCAAUGGUCAUUCCAAACAGGUAAUACCAUAACAGUUCCUAGUGUACAGAAAGCAUCACAAACCUCACAGACAUCACCGCAAACAAGUUCUCAAACUAACCAGGUGUUCCCAGUCCAAACUAGUACAGGUAUUACAUCUCAGCCUAGCCAGAGUUUUAGUAAUCAGAAUUUCAUGGGUCUAUCUCCAACUGUGCCUUCUACAAAACCAGCCAGUGAUAAUUCACCUGUUCAGUUCGACGAACAAGUAACAAUAUUUCACCCAGAAAAUAAAGAAUUGUGCUAUCGAGGACGCAAUUUAUCACCGGAUCUAUUGAAAUGGAUUGUAAACAUUUUGACAUUAAGGAUACAGAGUCCUGACGGGAACACACUUUGUAAGAAUCGUGAUAGUUACACUAUAACAGAGUUGGUGGAAAUGGAAAAAGAGUUUUUAGCCAUGGGCAUCAAUCCGCACAGCAAUGCAGCAUUCCAAACACAACCAAAUGUUGUAGACAUUGGCAAUACUGCAAAAGCAACUGGGACCGCUGUUGCUUCUAACCAGUCACCAAACGCACAGCUACCCACACCUCCUUCCGACGCACUGAUUGCCAUGUCCGCUCCUACACAAUGAACUCGAAUCAGGCAGUAAUAGUACGGAUGGAACCAUUCUUAGAUGUUAAUGUUGCUGAUCGACCUCUAAGCGGAAACAUAAUGGACUUUUGUCUCAAAACAUUUGUUGGUCUAUAAACCAUAAGAUCAUUUUCAAAUCAAGAUAAAUAACGUAGGAAUUAUUUAUUAAAAUCCAAUGAAGCACU